AUUGUUUCUUGUCGUGCGCGUGGUCGCAGGAUACUUCGUAGAAAUCAGGAUAGCAGAGGAAUCUUAGAGCUGUCAGUAAGCUUCACUGCGAUAGGUUUAGCGACACACCGCUCGGCAGGAUCAUCAUAAAUAUUCGUCAUGAAGACGCUUCCGGCGAUACUAUGUCUUUGGUUUGCGUUGGCCUCGGCGCAGGGACCACCUCCCCACCGCGGCGAGCAACAACUUAGCUUCCGCUCCCUUCCUCCUGACUCUGGAGCGUUGUCUCCUCCGCCUCCCGGUAGGAGACGAGACAAUGGGCUUCCGAAGUCUGUGAUUCGCCGGCCAGACGCAGAGUACAGCUCCGACACCGUACAGGGUGACGUGAAAGACGAGGAUGAGUCAUACCGGCUCUUUAACAGGCGUCUAUUCUACGACCUGCCACGUGACAGGCGAUUCCGCUCCAACCUACGUCUUACGAACUAUGACGAUGUUGACGAUUCGAUCGUGUUCGACACAUUGCUGCGUCAGGCCAGAGUCGAUAGCCACGACGCAAACCCCGACGUAAAGCAAUUCGAAAAAAUCAUUAGUUAUGCUGAUCGCGACGAUGACUAUGACUAUCGUGACUACGAAAGAGGUGAUCAUGUCAAGGAGUACACCGGCGAUAAUUUUGGACAGUACCUCCGUCGUCUUGGCUACCAGGAUAGGGCUGAGGUAGGCUCAUAUAGACGUGAUAUCGACUAUAGAAACCGCGGCGAGGACUUCACGGACAAUGAUGAUGGCGAGCGACUUCCCGGUCGCAGUUUCUUUCUGAACUAUGGUCGAUUCCCUCUACAGAGUGAAGAUGACGAAGAUUUGGAAGAUGUGGGAACUGUUCCCGAUGUAAAGACUGUCAGAUUUCUCGAGGAAAGCCCGAAACCAGAUGAUCUUGAGCCCGAAGAUAGCGAUGACGAUGAUGAUGAUGAUGAUAACGAUAAAUAUUACGAAGAUGAAUAUGAGGACGACGACGACGACGAUGACGAUGACGAUGACGAUGACGAUGACGAUGACGAUGAUAACGAUGACGAUGACGAUGACGAUGGUAGCUUAGAGGAGCUGCUGAGGACCCUCUAUACGCCGGCAGCCCACCAGCGGCCACCACCUCGCCGGUUUACUCCUGGCCAGAGAACACAGCCAGCUCCAGCCCCUGAGGACGCCCACCAACUACCUCCUUCCGGCACCCUACGAAGAUACACCCCGGACUAUAGAGCCACACGUCCAUCCCCAGAGGAGACUCCCGCUGUCGACCGGUCAGCCUUGUACCCUGCACCGCGGACGCUUCCCGCCCGGCAGAGUUACCAGGUUGCAAACCGCGGCGAUCCUCGUGCGCCACCUUCCGAGGUACCCGUGUAUGUCGCGCCGGAGCAGGUACCUGUACAGGCGGGACGAGCAUACGUGACGCGUCAACCGCAAGCAUAUCUAUCGGCACCCGCGUACGCCGCACGUAGACAGGCAGCCAGCCAGUCGGCUCCGGUGCAAUCGCCGCCGCCACGCUCGUACACUGCAAGAUCUCCAGCGAGAGAGACCAGGCCAGUAGUGUACGCUAGGAGGCCGUACGCGUCAGUACGCUCACAACAACCGGCGCAUGUCUACUAUUACACGGCUCCGUCCGGACGUCGCUACCCCGUCAGAUACUCCCAUGCGGCGUAACACUCCCCACGAGCACUGAUGUUGCGGGUUGCCUGCUGAAAUGUGCGAUGGUUAUCGACAGAGUAUCAGCGCGAUACGCGCGUAGAUAUCUAUCCUCGUGACAAACUGAAUAUCCCAUCGCUCGACACCAAUGGCUUCCUGCCAUCCUCAAUUUUUGCAACUUGAAAAAUGAAUAUGAACAUUUAAAAUGAAUUGAUUAUCUGUAUGUCUUUCUAGCUAAAGCUUAUAUAGUGUUCGUACAACAAGCCCAACGGAUGUUAUAUUUUACGCCUCAAUGAUGUCGCCUGUUUAGACAGCUUUAUUCGACAUCACGCGUAAACAUUUUAAUCUGUCAAAACGCUCAGAACACAGUCUACGCCGAAUUCUGCUACUAAGCGCAGUGUUUAACCACAUAGCUUAACAGUUCUAUUGACUGUACAUGUGUUAAUAUAAAAGAAAAUAAAUACAGGUAAAUGUAUCCAAUUA
This is a messenger RNA of Priapulus caudatus, 2130 nucleotides long. RefSeq lists its product as uncharacterized. The record is from RefSeq and is a predicted model, not a curated record. The transcript is spliced from 7 exons. NCBI's taxonomy places the organism in Eukaryota, Metazoa, Priapulida, Priapulimorpha, Priapulimorphida, Priapulidae. The coding region runs from base 139 to 1665 and encodes 508 amino acids.